Molecule: messenger RNA, 3572 nt
Organism: Daucus carota subsp. sativus
Lineage: Eukaryota; Viridiplantae; Streptophyta; Magnoliopsida; Apiales; Apiaceae
Product: GBF-interacting protein 1
Exons: 11
Coding region: 276-2912 (878 amino acids)
Source: RefSeq, a predicted model, not a curated record
ACACUGCCAAAGUCUCUUCAACACACACAGAACUCGUAUGUAUGCCCCCCUCUUUCUCUCUCUCUCGCUCUGUUUCUCUUUUCUUGCUUCUCUCUCUGUAUCUCUCCCUCUCUCUAUCUUAUACAUACAUAGAAAUUAUUAGAUCAAAUCCAAAACCCUCCAGCAAAGUCUCAUCUUUUUACCACCCACAUCAUUAAUUCAUCAUUUGCAUUCCAUUUAUACACACGCACACAGUUAUACACGCACACAUACAUACAUAUAUAUAGAUUAUAAGGAUGAGUAAUGGAGGGGGAGGCAAGGUUUCGAUUCCAAGUAACAUGAAGAAGACGAUCCAGAAUAUAAAGGAGAUCACGGGUAGCCAUGAUGAUGAGGAGAUAUAUACAAUGCUUAAAGAAUGUAACAUGGAUCCUAAUGAGACUACUCACAAGCUUCUUUUUCAGGAUACAUUUCAUGAAGUCAGAAGAAAGCGUGAUCGAAAGAAAGAGGCAGGGAAUGUGAACAAGGAGUCAUCAGAAUCAAGGUGGAAACCUGGGAUGCAGGGGCGUGGCACUAGGGGAGGUCGGGGGAACUAUUCAUCUCGUUAUACAUCUCAUGAUGCUGGUGGUACCCGAACUUCUGCCUCAGUAAAGGAAAAUGGUCCGAGUCGAAUUCUAGAGAAGAGUGUUGGCAUCUCAACCCCUCCUGCUUCCAAGGAUAUGAAGCAUAAAGUAACAUCUGUUGCCAGCUCUGCAACUGUCACGACUGAUGGUUCUUCUGGUAUAGCUUUUGAAAGUGCUGGAGUCACACAAGCUGGCAGUCGGUUCACAGGAGGUGAGAAUAACCAAUCUGUAACUUCAGCUGACAUUGCUAAGGUGGAGGGCCAACAACCACCUAUUCUUUUGGCUGAGACCCAGAAAAUCACUACAAAUGGUUUUGUAACUGUGGAAGCACCUAGUCUUGUUUUGCAAAGUUCUAGCAAUAUUCCCACUUCUGGAACAUCUGUAUCUUCUACAGGAGCCUACUUCUCUGCUUCAGAUCCUGUUUUAGUGUCAUCUCAGGAUUCGCGACUCCUAAGCGCUGUCGGUACAAUUAAACGUGAGAUCAUUCCCGAACAGACUUUCACAGCCCCUGUUGAGAGCAAAUCAAUUACAGCUUUCUCCAACGUUGACAGUUCUUUGGAAGAAAAAACAGGCAGUACACCUCAAAUGAUCAAUAAGAAUGAAUUGUGUGAAUCCUUACAAGCCACAGCUGCUAGUCACAUCGUCCCCUCAUCAAAUUACAGUAGUAGGACAGCACAAGUUAUAGGCCCUCAGAAAGGGGUACCUGCCAAGGAGUGGAAACCAAAGCCCACAAACUUUAACCUUGGUCAAGUGUCUGGCACAGUGGUUUCAGCUGAUCCUCCUGCUGUCCCAGUUGAAACUACUAAGCCACGACCUGCAACGGUUCAUGAUUCAAAAGAAACAUAUUCUAUUCUUGGAAAACAGCUAGAGCAGUCACGCAUUUCUGGCAGUCAACAUGUUAUUAUUCCAAAUCAUAUUCAUGUACCAGAAGCUGAUAAACUAGGGUUUUGCUUUGGAAGUUUUGAUGCAAAUUUUAAAGUGGUUACACACAAUUCCACUGCUUCUGAAAAAAACAAAAGUCCAAUUCCUGAAACUUCUGAGAAGACUGAAGAAAGAGCUAAAGAGCAAAUAAGCAGCCAAAGUGCCAUGGAGACAGUCGAAGAAGAAGAGGAUUCUAAGCAUUCUGCAUCUUCACAUGUACCUAACAAUUUGACUACUGAUUCUGAUGUCUCAUCCACUGUGGUAGUCCCAGAGAGCUCUGAAUCCAAGCAACUGACUGACUUGCCAUCAGGAGGUAAUCAAUAUUCUGUGGUGAAUACCUCACCUACCUACAGUUUUGGUAUCUUGCCGACAAUGGUAGCUAGCCAGGCCGCACCAAUUGAAAGUACAGAUUCUCAAGCUCGUGAUGCUUCUCGCCUUCCUGGCUUUGUUGUACAGCAACCUUAUGACCCAAACAGCUACUAUGCUCAAUUUUAUCGAACUGGCACAGAUAGUGAUACUCGUGUUUCACCAUUUCAGUCACCUGGAUUUACUGCGAAAUACACAGGGAAUGUUGCAAUGUUGUCGCCACAAGCUUCUCAGUCGGCUCAAGAGAUUGGCAACUCUUUAAUAUUGUCUACUGCUGGUCCAACUACACUUGUGACACAAGCUGCUGGGGUUAUGCAGAGUUCCAUUGCUGUUACACAGCAACCACUUCCCGUUUUUAGACAGCCAGCAGGGGUGCAUCUACCUCAUUAUCCUACAAACUAUAUUCCCUACGGUCAUUACUACUCCCCGUUCUAUGUACCUCCUCCCGGCAUUCACCAGUUUUUAAGCAAUGGUGCAUUUCCACCACAGCCUCAGCCUGGUAGUUUAUAUCCAGCUCCACCAGUGGCAACUACCAAAUAUCCACUCUCCCAAUACAAGUCGGGUAACAAUACUGGUAAUUCAACUCAAAUGGGAGUGCCUGGAAGUUAUGUACCAUAUGGCUCCUCCCCUUCUGGAUUUAAUACUACUAGUUCAGCAACAACAGGAAACUCAGCUUCAAAUGAUGACCUUGGUUCAUCCCACUUCAAGGAAACUAAUGUGUACAUUACUGGGCAGCAGAGUGAAGGCUCAGGUGUGUGGUUUGCUCCUGGUAGAGAGAUCUCUGGAAUGCAGGCUAGUUCCUUCUACAACCUUCCUCAGGCUCAGAUGGGGUAUACCGCAGCUCAAGCUGGCCGUGGCAGCUUUGCUAGCAUAUAUCACCCUGCACAACCAGUUACCGCAGCUGCUGUACAUCCACUUCUACAGCCGCCUCAGACCAUGGCUGGAGCUGUUGACAUGGCUGGACCAACAGCAAGCGUUUAUCAGCCGUCACAACCUGCAACUGUCAACUGGCCCAACAAUUACUAGAAAGUAGGUCUUUUUUUGGCAAACAGGCAAUAUAAGAUGUGGAAAUCAGACGAAUGGAUUUUGUGUCAUCUGCUGCAGGUUUGGAUGAAGAAAUUUGAAGGUGCACCAUUGGUUGAAGCUGAGUGUAAUUUUAUAGGAGGCUGAUUUUUGUCUUGUAUUUUGAUUGAUUCACUUGAGGAUAUAGAUGGCGUCAUCCUCUUGUUACAGACAUCAAACAUUCCAAGAGUUACUAGGGCAGGAAUGUGCGUGCAGGUCUUCCCUUCUUUUGCAGCUGAUAUAUAUAGCCUCUACAACCUUUUAUCUCCCUAACGAUCACAAGACCUUACGUUUUUACUUGGAAACACAGCCGAGUUUGAAGUCUUUGCACAUGUUUUUCUUCUAAACAUCUGUUUUAUGGUUUUGUGAGACUAGUCAUUAGAUUUUUAGAAGGUUUAUAGUGUCUCCUUUACUUUUCUUCUUUUUUUUAUCACUUUUUCCUCGGCAUUACAUUGUAAAGUGAUUUUUGAUAGCAGGAAAGGUUGUAUGAAAUUGUUGUAAUUGGUGUAGGUAUAAUAAGCAAAAGCAGCACAUAAUUCUUUUCGGUUGCUAAACUAUCAGCAUCAACAAUGGAAAACCUGCGGAGCUUUUGGUAGAUAAAGAAUAGUUUAUUAUUCUUGUUUA